AUGAGGCAGGCAGUGAUACCAUAUCUCACCAAGAUUGCCCAUGGAUCAAGUCUGUUUAUAGCGACGUUCCUUCUUAUCCAUCUAACCCCCCCAGCCUUGGCUAAUCUUGGUGGCUCCUCUCUUUCAUCGCAAUCCAUGCUCCUCGGGAGAGAAUACUACCAAACAAGCUUUGGCGAGAAAUAUCUCGUUCUCGCUCCGAUUGCCAUUCACGCUCUUUCCGCUUUUUUGAAAAGAGUUUUGUCCGGGCCGAAGAACCCUCCACGGCCGCCUUCGAGUCUUCUGACGGCUACGGGGUACGCUACGAUGUGGUUGCUCCUGCCGAUUCAUUUUCUUGUGCACCGUCGUCUUCCAACGAGUCCGGCGCCUCCCAUCCUUGAAGUGGGUCCUUCCGAACUUGAUUAUGAGUUUGUCAAGGUCGGGUUGCAGACGUGGCCAUGGAGGAGCGCGUUGCUGUAUGGUGGACUGGUGACCGCUGUAACGCUUCAUAUGGCAGAUGGUAUGGGGAUCAUAUGGAACGCGUAUUUGGCGCAGUCGUGGGGAAGGAUGAAGCAGUCUAUGAGGAAGUAUAGACGUGCGGGUCUGAUUGCUGGUGUUGCGCUUCCGGUGCUUUCGGGGCUUGUUGUCGUGGCAAGGGAACCGAUUUUUGCGUUCGCUUCCACUGUGAAAAGGUUCCAGGCGGUGUUUUUGAUGUCGUGGAUUUAUCGCUUGUAA
Messenger RNA from Desarmillaria tabescens, 711 nucleotides. RefSeq lists its product as uncharacterized. Bases 1 to 711 code for a protein of 236 amino acids. The record is from RefSeq and is a predicted model, not a curated record. The transcript has 2 exons. Gene Ontology annotation, cellular component: membrane. Lineage: Eukaryota; Fungi; Basidiomycota; Agaricomycetes; Agaricales; Physalacriaceae. Gene Ontology annotation, biological process: lipid homeostasis.